AUGAACUAUAUACUUCCCCGAAGAUGGGUGAUGGCUAUAGUAGCAUUGGUAGUGGUAAUCAACCUAUUGUUCUACUACCAAUACACUGUUGAAAUUAUCGAAUUGUUUCCAGAAACUCUAGUGACGGGAGUGUGGAAAUUCGACCAUGACCACAAAUACUACGUGGUGGACUCCGAAUUGGUUGCUGACUCUAAUCUACGCUCUGUCCUCGAGAAAGCAGAGGCUCUUCCCUUACCCGGGAGAGAAGUUAAGAAAGUGAUCGUGGAGAAGUUCACGGCCAACGAUGGUGCAAAGCUAAAGAAGAUAGAAAAAGAGGUGCAUGAAAAGUACUUGGAUGAAUUCACAAAAGAGUUUCGCAAAGUUGUUCUAGAAGAUGUGCGUGGCCAGAUGUCCAGAGAUUACGCUUCGGUGUUCUUUAUGAACAUGGUUAAGUCCUACGAGGUGUUAGACCAGCAGAGAGCGGAAUAUCUCAAGACGAACGAAGAAAAGAUUUUGAAUGGGGUUUUGCAUGGUCUUUUGGUCGGAACUUCUGACCAGGAGCUCAAGUCCAAGAUCGAUGCCUUGGACCGGCUUCUGGUCGACAGAACAAAUUAUUUCCAUUUUUUGAUCGAUGAUGUGAUCUUAAAACACGCUCCUCGGGAGCCACAGCUUACUACGUUGUCUAAAGGCAAGGAAAUUGGAGGAAAUAUGCUUAAUGAGUUGGGACUUACGUACUCUCGAAACUUUCUCACCGACAAAAGAACGAAACUUAAUGAGAUUCAGUUUAAAGAACUCCAAGAACGCCACGAUGAGAUUGUCAGAGACCUCCGAUCAAUGAGUAUGCCUCCACCUGAAAUAUAUGCUGGUGAGGGCAUAGUGAUUGUAUCUGACAAAGUGUCCAUACCCGCAGCGAUUGGAUUGGUCGUUCAGCUUCGUGAAGUCAAGUCCGAGUUGCCUGUGGAGGUUGUGAUUAACUCGGAGGAAGACUACAACUCUCAAGUAUGUGAGGAAACCUUGCCCAAGUUCAAUGCUAAGUGUAAGGUGAUAGAGAGGGAGUUGACCUCGGAAAAGUAUAGCAAGCUCGGCCUUAAGCACUUCCAGAUGAAAAUGAUGGCCAUUUUGGUGUCGUCUUUUGAUCAUACAAUUGUUUUGGACGCCGACAACUGGCCCACUAAAAGUCCUGAUUUCCUUUUUUCUACCGAACCAUACAGAGAGACAAGAUUCAUUUUAUGGCCCGAUGCUUGGCACAAAGGAACGUCUCCACUCUACUAUGACAUUGCCCGCUUCGAGGUGGGCGAGAUUGUCCAUCGAAAUGGAUGGAGUAAUGAAAAGCCUUUCUCCGAGUAUAUUGUAAAGGAUGUUGACAAGGAAGUGAUGUUCCACGAUUUUGAUGGACUUCCACCAUUCAGAGGGGUGGAAUCGGGACAAAUCGUUGUGUCCAAAAGAGAGCAUUUCAGAAGUUUAUUCCUAGCGGCAUACUAUAAUUUCUACGGGCCCCAGUUCUACUAUCCAUUACUCUACCAAGGUACAUUUGGUUCCGGCGAUAGAGAAACGUACAUUCCGGCCCUUCAUGUUAUGAACGAGCCUUAUAACUUGUGUGACUAUGAAAUGACAUUUGUGGGAGUAGAUAGGAAGGAUUUUAAGGGUGAAAAUUCAUACAUGGACGAAAGUACCAUGGUUCAAAGAGAUCCACAGCAGUCGCUUCGAUAUAUACGAGCUUGGAGAGGGUGGUUAAAAUCGAAGGGUCUUGAUUCUCGGUUGGAUCCAUUCCAGGGAAAUAAGUAUACUGAGGAUUUACGGACGCAGUUUGUUAGGGAAACAAGCACGGAGAUACCUGAGGCACUCUUCAUGCAUGUUCACGAUCCCAAAAUUAAUGCACUUUACAAUGAGCAAAGUGAAAAGACGAGAUAUGAUUACAAGUCACGAUAUAUUCGGGAGAUUGGAAAAUUUGACGAGAUUUUGGGCAGUACCGAUUGGGAGCUCAAGUUCCAGACUAUCAACAUGUGGGUGACGUGUGAAGCAUUAAAGCGUAAUGAGAUUUGGAAAUCGUUUUUGAUCGACCAAGAAGCUACAUGUCAAAAGAUGAUGGAUUAUGUAAGUUACUUGGCUGAGACGUCUAAUGACGUGACGUCGGGAGACAUUAGAGCGGUUGACGUAUUAAGUGGACAUUUAAAGCAGUCUGAAAACUCUGGACAGGAUAGGGCAUCAGUCCCAAUGGCAGCUGAAAAAGAGGGCAAGGAAAAGGACGAAGAGAGGGCUGAAGUUCAACCACAGGGAGACAUUGAAGUGGGGAAAAAGCUUGAAGAAAACGCCGAUUUGCAAGCACAACCUGAAAGUUAG
This is a messenger RNA of Sungouiella intermedia, 2319 nucleotides long. NCBI's taxonomy places the organism in Eukaryota, Fungi, Ascomycota, Pichiomycetes, Serinales, Metschnikowiaceae. The record is from the annotation of a GenBank genome assembly.